Molecule: messenger RNA, 768 nt
Organism: Lachancea meyersii CBS 8951
Lineage: Eukaryota; Fungi; Ascomycota; Saccharomycetes; Saccharomycetales; Saccharomycetaceae
Source: the annotation of a GenBank genome assembly
AUGUCAACUGAUCCUGUACAGCUGGACGGGGAAGAGUUCGACGGCAUUGUCGAUGUUGGCGUCAUUAUCAAAGGAAAAGUCUACCCUUACAUCGAAAAAAACCCAUUGGAUGAAAUAUCUUUGAUUGGAUUCGCUCUGGGCGGAGCUGUGGGAAUUCUCAUGGGCUUAUUGCCCUAUACGAAUUUCAAGAAUAUAAACAUUUACCUGAUUGCCGUUUCAAUCUUUCAUUUUUUGGAGUUUUACGUCACGGCUAGAUUCAACCCGGGGAAAGUCACCAAGGAUUCGUAUUUGUUCAAUAACGGCAAGGCUUACCUAUUUUCACAUGCCUUAGCGUUUUCAGAGGCUCUGAUCGAGUCUGUCUUCUAUCCCAGCUGGAAAUCGAGUUUGCAUUCUAACACCACUUUUUUCAUCUCUGUACUGGGACUUGCACUCUUAAUACUUGGUCAAUACGUCAGAACGGCAGCAAUGGUAACUGCAGGAAGUUCGUUCUCCCAUCAGGUCAAGACCAGUCAAAAUUCAGAUCAUUCCUUAGUCACAGACGGUAUAUAUGCUAGGCUUCGUCACCCUAGCUAUUUUGGAUAUUUUUGGUGGGCGCUUGGAAGCCAACUGUGGCUACUCAACCCCCUCUCCUUUGCUGUUUUCACAGUAGUAUUGUGGAGAUUUUUCAACGGUCGAAUACGUUUCGAAGAAAGAUAUCUUCUGCAGUUCUUUGGCCAGGAGUACGCAAAAUAUUCGCGGAAGGUCGGGGUCGGUACACCUUUUAUAUAA